Molecule: messenger RNA, 2094 nt
Organism: Lachancea mirantina
Lineage: Eukaryota; Fungi; Ascomycota; Saccharomycetes; Saccharomycetales; Saccharomycetaceae
Source: the annotation of a GenBank genome assembly
AUGUCGGACGAGGAAGAGUCGAAAAGGAUAUCGGUUCAAGUGUCUUCCUUAUCAACUCAGUUGAUUCAAAGCAUUGACAAACAAUCACACUUAGAAGAACAACUUUUGCAAGCUAAAAGAACAAUUUCAAAUCAAAGCAAUGCCUUGAACUCACUUGAAGCGUUGAAAACAGAGCUGGAGCAACUCAAAAGUAGUCAUAGAAAGAAAAUGGAAGAAAUGGUUAAAUGCCAAAACCAACUAGUAUCGGAAAUAGCUUUAAGGCAAAAAGCUCAAGAUGAUGCAAGCAGGCUCAACAAGGAGGUAGAAGAUUUGACGGCGUCCUUAUUUGACGAAGCGAAUAAAAUGGUUGCUGAAGCUAGAAAAGCGACGCACGAAGUUGAGAUCAAGAAUACACGCCUUAGCGAACAGAUCAAAGAAAAAGAUUUGGUGCUAGAGACUCUUUCCCUCCAAUUAAAGAAUCUCAAGAAGGUACUCUACAACUUAGACUCGAAUAAAGAUUCUAAUGUGCAGAAAAACUCCUCAAAUGAAAUCCCGGCUAGCUCUAAUGUGUCCUCCGGGUUAUCAAUAUCAAAAACUCCGUCGAACGUGGAAAAUACAUGGGAUACAAACGUGAUUUUCUCACCAAAUCUCCAAACCUUGCGGUAUGACUUACUUCUGUAUACGGAGUUCUUGAAAUUUAUCGCUGCGUUGCCUUCUUGUAGCUCUAUCAAGGAGACCGCUGCCAAUUCGAAGCUUCUGAAACGAUUAGUUAACGACGAAAUUCAGCCAAUACUACGUUUGGAUAAUGCCAACGGGCUCGGCUGGUACAUCAAAAGACAUUUGAUGAGUCUCAUGAUUCAAGGGCUGGUUGCCAUACAACCGAUAAGUGGCAUAAAUGAAACUUACAGAGCUGGGUACACGUCACCACAAACCACAGGCAUCACUUCACCUGCACUCGAAGCUCAAAAAGAGCGUCAUUUAUUCAACUAUCCGGUAAACUCACCACCUGUGGCUGUUCAAACACCUUGUGCAAUUUGUUCAGAAAACAGAGAUGACAUUUUGGAGCAUGGGCGACUAUAUGUUAUUAAAAUCUUGAAAAGCGAGGUGGGGAUUUUCGACGAUGAAACAGAGUUUCCCCUAUGUCACUAUUGUUUGCUAAAAAUUAGACAAACUUGCGACAUAUUCGCCUUUUUGCGCUCCUUAAAAAGUGGUGCUUGGAGUUUAGAGAAGGUUGUCAUCCAAAAUCCAUCAGAGGAGCCUUCCCAACUCUCAGAUCCUUCGUCGAGUUCACAAAUCGCCACAAACGAGCCAAAUAAUCUGAACACCACCGAUAAACUAUCGAAGCGGCUAAGCUUUCUUCCUGCUCUUAACAAGCAGAAUCAGGUUCAGAAAAAAAUCUCAAUUCAAGCUGGUCCCGACUUUUGGAACAAAGAGAAACUGCCAAGUACUAAUGUUCAGCGAGCUUGGGCUCAGCUGUGUAAGCUGCGAUCCUCGUUACACUGGGCACACAUUGGUAUAUGGUCCUUAGACGAUGCCGUAUCUGCCAAGAUUGGUCCCGUUCACCCACAUACCGAAGAGGAACGAGGAAGCCACGAUCUGAAUUCUGGCCUAGGAAUUUCCAGAGAUGCGAAAGCAGAAGGGUGGAACUCCAAUAUACAGCUUGACGCGGGGAGCGCCUUCAAUUUCGAAUCAGAAGUAAAAUCGCAGGAGCCACAAGACACCAGUAAAACUUACAAUAACGAUUCUCAAUCCAUUCUGGAAUCCUACGCUGACAAAGAAUCUCCUAAGACCAGCUCGGACCUUGGUGCUAGGCAAAGUACGGACCCUGGCCAUGAUUCAGAAGUCAAGAAGCCUGAAGAAGACAUGUCUACAACAAACAUCAAGGUCGCAGAAGAAGAACCCCUAUCACUUGAGCAAUCUGCUAACGGGGGGAUUCCUCUCGAAAAAGACGCAGAAGAAGCUAAAGUUGUCGAAAUCACUUCUACUCAGCCUCAGGACUCUUUUGUCGGGGGGACGCGGAACGAUAGUCCAGUCGUAAAUGAAGAAUCAACAACUGCCGAUACUGACGAAGAGACAAAUUUUGAUGAUGCUUUGAGCUCUCACUCAAAACAAUGA